This is a messenger RNA of Amoebophrya sp. A120, 3191 nucleotides long. NCBI's taxonomy places the organism in Eukaryota, Dinophyceae, Syndiniales, Amoebophryaceae. The record is from the annotation of a GenBank genome assembly.
UUUUGAUUGUCAAGAAUUGCAGCACAGCAUCCCUAAGGAAAAUUUACGUUUACCCCUGCCAUCCCACAAUGUCCGUUUCAUCUGGUAUUGACAUCAUUUGCCAGUAUUAAUAGGAAGCUCGAGGCGAUUUAGGAAGACCAACACAUCAUUUACGAAGAUGAACAACAGCCACCAACCUUCACCGCCAACGGGCAACGGGAAUUAUCCCCAGCCUCCCCGGUCCACCCCCGGCCUCAACUUCCAAAUCCAACCUUUGCAAUAUAGCCGUCCCCAGUUUCUGCAAGCGCAGCCCCACCGAGUGUUGACGGAAGUGGAAAAUCGAAACAUUUUUGCUUCCGGCGCAAUUGUUUUGCCGACGAAUGCUGGGACGUCCUCGAGCGCUACUUCUAGUCCGAAUUACGGCUAUGCUAGUGGGAUCAACAACAGCCUUUCCUACCCAGCUCGUAGCUCCCAGCUUCCACUCCAGCGCGUUUUGCAGCAACAGAUAUUAAGUCAAAACCCACAGCAUCAGCCGUUACUGGAAAAUGACCAACAAGUCGGAGGCACCUUGUCGUCACCUCGCGGCAGAAGUCAGCCCGCUGCUGUACCAACCUCCUUUCACGAUGGGUUCCCGCAGGCACACGAACAAACAAGCAGUUUCGUCGUGGGACAACUACAAGAAGAUGCACAACAAGCCGCUUUAAACGACGACCCCCUGCAAGUUCGCGUUUACAGCGAUGAGUUAUUGCAGCAACAGCAGCCGCGCCAGUCGAGAAAACGGUGUCGGAUCUGCUUGCUGGAAGAGGGAGAAACGGAAGAUACGCAGCUCGUUAACACCAACAACACGACUUCUACAGAUAGUUUCAAUGAUGAAAACGCGCUGAUCUCCCCCUGUCUCUGCCACAACUUCAACAGCCGCUUCGUGCACCGCAGAUGCCUGGAUGCCUGGCGCGUAAACGGAACGAGCUACAACGCCGCUGCGUUCACGCAUUGUUGCGAGUGCAGUUUCGAGUACCAGCUGAGGUUAGUUACAAACGUGACGAGCAACGGAGAACGGGAGCAGGCGGAGUUUCGAAAGAAGAUUCUGAAAAAAUCCUGCUUCUACUUCUGGCUGUUUCAACUGGUGGUGAUAUUAUCUGCCGUCGUUACCGCGGGUAUUGACAUCUAUUUUCUCCACGAUGAGCUCCGGAAAGCGUUUCCCGCUUGGAUUCGGAGGAACAAUUUCGAGGAAGAGUUUUUCUUCGGGCUAUCACGAGAAAAAAGUGUUACAGUUACACAUUUGUUCGAGUUUCUGCAUCACAAAUUUCCUCUGUGUGGCAGGGAAAACUUGCGAAGAUCACAAGGGAAAACAGGAAGGAAACGAAGCUCGCAAGCAUUUCCUGCAUGACAAAGGUUGUCUGUCUUGCGGCUCCUGCAACACAAUGUGUAACUGUAACACUUUUUUCUUGCGAUACGGGCGGAAGGGAGUGUACUACGUCUAUGGUUUGGUGGAGAUUUUGUGCGUCGUUCUACUGGUUUACAGCGUCUACGGCUGGUAUCGGUUGUUGAAGCGGCUGAUUUUCGGAGUACCGUCGGUGCGCGGAGAUGGACAACCACAACAAGAUUCGGCGAGCGUUAUGCGGCCUGUAAUUGGUGGUGGGAAUGGGAUACUUGCGGCGUCCAAUCAACUGUCACCUGCAACUCCUACUUGUAUCGCGCAAAGAUUGCCGCACGGGCAGGUUCCCAGCGGCGGCCAAAAUGUAGUCGUGGGGCCAACACCAGAAUCGAGCCGAGCGCAGGAAACUCGACGGGCCGCGGAUGAACAGCAGAACAAUGACCAGCACCCGCUUCCCCAACAAGACACGACCUGGCUUGGUUCGCGCGCGUUCGUCUUGCGUCCGCAGUACCAACGGUUCCAAAACCGAUACCGCUGGAACAACUACCGCUGGCGACGAGGCAGGUUCUUCUGGGGCCCGCCCCGGCCCUUUUUCUGGUUUGGGCCGAGAUUCCGCUUGCUAUUCGCAAUCCGGAGUCUGUUUUGCUGUUUCGUACCGAGGAUGUGGGUCUGCUGCUGCAACUUGUUUUCCUGCUGCUGCUGCGGCACCAGAGGAGGACGUGCGGCAGCCUCCCACCGGGGCAUCGUUCACAACUGCGCGCACAACACGCGGGUGCUGUUUCAGCAGUAUUUCCAAGAAAACAAAUUUCUCCUCCUCAUCCUCGCAAUCGGAUUAGCGGUUUCGUUCACUUUCAUGGGGUUUGUCACCGGGUUGUUUCUACUUCUUACCGCGGUGUACCAGGUCUAUCUGGAUUACUUGCGGAUCGGCCAGAUCCAGGUGCUCAGCCAGAAGUACAUCGUGGAAGACUUAAGCAGGUUUCACGAGGAUGAGGAAAACUUCCCGAACAACCUCGCGGAGGCGAUUGGGAUGGGAAGAAUUGGUGGAAAUGAUUAUACCACAACGGCGUUGGUUUCGAAUCAUCAAAACCUUGCAAGUUCUACUUUCAGCUCGACAUCUUCACACCAACACCACCCACGCCAUCCAGCCAUUCUGCCAUCCGGCUCUGCUCUAAUACCAGACGAUGGUCACGACGAUGAGAACAGCAUCCGCCCGUCCGCGCCGCCGAUAGAAAACGAGGACUUGAAUCGCCUGCAACUGAUCGACCCGGUGCAUCAGGGCAGAUUGGUGCACGAAUUCGAUCCGGAAACAGGGUCGAUUCAGGCACUAUGAAUUGCAAAAGUAUCGUAGCAGUAGUAAUUCUAAUUGCAAUACUUACAAAUUCGCUCAGCGUGACAAAUGGAAUUUGUCAUGCUGAAUUUGUCAUGCUGAUGUGCCUUGGGAGCCAGAUUUGUGAUGCAUGACUGCGAUUACUACGAGUGCGAUACUUUUGCACAGGAUAGUCACGGGUGCGCUAUGAUUUGGAAGAUUGGGCAAAUGUUUUGUCGUGAUGAAUGCCUUCAUGGGGAGAAGCGCGAGGUGGUUUGUUGAGACGCAAGGACUUACUUACCAAAAAAUGCAUGCAAGAAGAAGAAUUAAAGCUGUCCCACACUGUAUACUGUGUACCAGUUGUGAAUGAAUUGAAUUUGAGCAGAGCUACUUUUGACCUGUACGAUGAAUUUUGAAUGUCUAUGUUCUUCCAAACGGACAAGAGACAAUAGAUUGAUGUACGGGAAGAUCAAGCACGUCCACUUGGUUCAUCGCAAAACAAGGCAGGCCAGAACAAAGGAGAGGAACAAC